UACUACUACUACUAUAACUAUUACUACUAUCGCUGCUAUUACUACAACUACUACUACUAUACUACUACUACAGUACUCGUAAUAAGGAUUUAAAGGACGUAGAUAAAACUUAGUUGAUGCGAUUUUUAGCGGGAUGCGAAUUAGAUUUAAAUUUAAUUUUCGAUUAAUCGAGUAAGAUUUUAAUUUUAACUCGACAGUUUAAUUAGGAUUUAAUCCCGAUUAACAUGGUUUCGAGUUGAAUAUGAAUUUAAUUCCGAUAAUAUAUGAGUUAAAUUCGAAUUUAAGCUCGAUUAAUAUGGGAUCUCGAAUUAAAUUCCAAUUUUACUUCGGGAUUAUGGGAAUUAUAUUUGAAUUUAAUUUUGAUUGAGAUCCUUUUAGAGUGUCACUUGGGGACACCUUUUUCAUCGUUCGACGUUUUGUCGCUUUACUCGUUUAGAUGAUUAAAGGAAGACGGAGGAUACACACUGAAGAAACGUGAGAGUGACGAUAGAUCUUUUUUUUUUAUAAGUCCUGUAGGCCGAGAUCGGCUAGUCGUAUCUCGAAGAUCGUCCUCCUCUGAGGUGUUCCCCUGUUUUUGGACACCGUUCAAAGAAAAGAGCUGUCAACUACAGUAGAAACUCCGCAAGGUUUCAUCAUUUAUUAGCACCUUUAAAGUUGAGUAUCCGAAAAGCUCAUUUUCAGUCACUUAUAACGAUAAGCUAUUGGUGUCUCAACUUUUUCAAGAGCGGUGGUCAUAUAAUACUUAUAUAAUUGAGUGUUGAUAUAUGUAAUACCCUGUACAUCCGAAAGCGAUGUACUCGUAAAAAAAAAAGAUGGACUAAAAAAUUACAUAUAAGUUAGGGAGAAUUAAAGAGAGAGCUAUCGGUGUAUCAACAUUUCUGGACGCAAUAGUUGUGCUCCGUAUGUUGAAGUGACGUCUUUAUAAAAGAAUGAUAACGAAUACAAAAGUAAGUUAGAAGCUACUUAAAGAAGAGUGAAGUGUGAUGACAGGAAAAUAGGGAAAGAAAAAGUGUGUGAGAAGGAGAGAGGUAGGACGAGAGAGUGGGAUGAGGAAUGCGAAUUUUGCGUGGCAAGACUCCUUCAGACGAAAAGUGCGGUCCUUUUCUCGGUCGUUGUUGAGCCACGCGAGUUUUACGCGAGAAGAUGAGGGUUCUCACCCAAUCUCUCAUCCUCUCUACGUAUUACAAGAUACAAUACAAUAUGACGGGAGGAUGAUCUUCGAGCAAAUAGGCGCGAUAAAGAGGGAAGGUAGAGGAGGAGGAUAGUAAGAGGGCGAUGAUAAUAAUGGAGGGUGAUAAACGAAAAGAGGAGGCGAUAAUAAUGGUGGUGAAUGUGUCCUCGCUAAAGCGAGAGACUCGAUGUUGCUAAGUCUCGUCAAUUUUUGCGUAGUAACUUCCGAUUUUUGAGAUUUAAGAUUUUCAUACUUUGAUCAUGGAAGGAUCCGAGGAUCUCCAGCAAAGAAGAAGAUAGAAGAGCUUUAUUAUCUUCGUACAUAGAAAACUAAUGAUUACUUUCUCGCAAAGUUUCAUCCAGGAUCCAGGAUUCUUUUUUUUUAUAAUCAAGGAUUAAAAAAUCCUUUGAUCUUGUGAUGCAAAAAAUUAAGAAUUUUGGAUCUGAAGAUUCACGACUCGGCGAUUGAGAAACUUGACGAUCCAAAUAACCCGAAGGGAACCUCCGAGGGUUCGAAUUCGACUUCUUUUUGGAAUCUUCAAGAAUCCAAAAACCUCGUGAAUACAGAAUAGGGAUGAUAGGAGUUAUCAGGGAUCUGAGGAAACUCUGAGAAUCCAUGGAUUAGCCUAUGAAGAAAUUCUCAAAACUUCUCAUGAAUCCAAAAGUAUGUGGAUUCCGAGAAAGAAUGUUUCAGUACUCCAAGGAGUAGUCCAAAAGAAUCAACAAUAUAGGAGCCAUGGAUUUAGAGUAUAAAAAGAUGGAGAUAUCUCAGAACUCUCGCGCGCGCGGGGAGAUCCAGGAACCUUCCGUUUCAGUUAUACGCAAAAGUCGACGAGCGUAUUGUUAAUAUACACGAUCCAAAACAGAGAAGUAAAUAAAUCGACGACGAAAUCACUUUAAUAAGCAAGCUAGCAACAAAGCAAAAGUUAAAAAAAACUAAAAAAAGAGAGACGAAUUGUAAUAAGUAUGAAGUGAAGUAACUGAAGUAACUGUGGUUUGGGCUAACUAUAUACUCGUCGGUUAUUUUCCUUAGCUCGGAUUAAUGACAGUUUAACAGUGUCAUGUCGUCCAGUGAUACUUGUCGAGUGCUUGUCUAAAAAUCGAAAGUUUGCAUCUCAAAGCGUGUCCACCAGUUGUUCGAAGUAGGGUGAAAUGGGAAUAAUUGUGCAAUCGACGCCGAAAAUAAUUAAAAUAUUUCUGAUUCUUAAUUUUUUUCGAUAAAAAGGUCAUUCAAUCGAAGAGUUUUUUCACUUCUUUUGAACCAUAAAAAAUACAAUCUUAUAAUUGCGUUUACUAUUAAUAAAUGAGUAAAUUUUUUUUCGAAUAAAUAAAAUAAAAAUGGUUUUAUAGAGAAUAAUUACAGAAUGACAAUAUUGAAGAUAACAAAGUACUUAAAUAUAUAAAUGUAAAAAGAUUAAUCACAUAUUUUAAUCAGUAGACACGUACCUAUCAUUUUAUAGCUUACUGUAAACUUUAAUCAAAUUCAAGUAAUUUAAUUUAGUCUAGUUUUAAUCUUACUAUAAGAAAAAAUUCUGAAUAUUCCGAGAGAGAUACACAAUAGCCCAUUUCACCUUACACGAAUCCUUACGCGAACAAUCGGAUUCGAUUGGAAGAGUGAAUGAGAGAAUGAAAGUGACAGAGGCGUAAAGAGAUACAAAGAGAGAGAUUUGAAAGAAACAGAUGAAUAUAACGUUAUAAAGUACUAUUUAAAACGAAUGUGAGUGUGUGAAUGUACGAUAAUGAGAUAAUAUCUAAGAUCUGCGAGAGAGAGAGAGAGAGAGAGAGAGAGACAUUUUGAAUUUUACGAAAAAGUUGGAGGAGGCAAAGUGAAGCGAAGUAAAAUCAUCAAGUGCAACACAAUUGUCGCAAUAAGUGAAGUUAAAGAUGAGUCGAAUAUUGAGAGCGAUGCAAAAUGUUUGUAUUCUAAUCCCGCUAGUUUAUGAGAUUGUAAAAUCUGAAUCUCGAGAAAAAGGAAUAAAGUUCACGAAGAAAAGAGGUACGAGAAGAAGGAAUGUUCUCUCGGACGAAUGCUCGAACAUCUUGCAUCGCGAUUAUUAAAAUCCGAUUGUGUGAGUUUUGCGCGAUGAUUCCGAAACGAGGGGAAAGUCCGGCUGGCGAUUUGAAGGUCGAUGAUUCGAAUUAGGAGAAGCAUUUCUGUCAAUUCGUCGAUACUGUCGCGAUAUUCGAUGAUCGAUAGUAAUUAAUGCUUAGGCGGGUAUGGAUGCGUGGGAAGGAUUAGAGUCUUGCGCGAUUUAUUACGGUUAAAAUACUGAUUGGUUGAUUGUCGUUGAGCGAAGUAAGACGACUGUUGAAGAAGAAGAAGAAGUAGAAGAAGAAAAGGAAGGGCAACCAUCACUUAUUAUAUAUUAUUGUACAUAUUUACCUGUAAUUGCUAUUCGUAUCGCAGAGGUUUCUGUUCUCUCAAGAUCAUUUUCUCGAUGAUUCAGCGGAAAAAAAUGACAAAAAAAAUGUGAAUAAAGUUAGAUUUGUGUAUUACUGAACCAGUCCCUCUUAUCAUAUUAUAUAGAAUAAGGAAAGAUUGCGGUCGAAAAACUUUGUCGGGAAUAGAAAGAAGUUAUUCGCGUUAUCGUAUAAAAUGUCACGUAGAAAAAAAUUCAAGUUUUAUGAAAUUCUCUUAUGUUCAUUUAGAAUUACAGCAAACUUUUUUUUUACGAAAUUAUAUAUAUAAUUUCGUAAAUAUUGGAUUGGAAAUAUUCGAAAUGACGUAAUUUCUUUUGUAAAAAAUGCUUCAGUUCUUGCAAAAACGUUUGCGUUUAAAUUACAAUAAUUUUAUAAAACAUUGUGAAGUACUGCAUAACAUUACGUUGUUGAAUUUUUCUUUAGUUCGUUCAAUUUAUUGUUAAAUUAAUUUAUUGUACAAUUAUAUAUCUAAAUGAUAAUAGUAAUAUGUAUUAUAACAAUUUUGUAUAUAUAGAGAGUAUAAAAACGGAAUAUAGAUACGCAUAAAUAUGAGUGAUAUGCAGUUAGAGUCAAUCAAAAAUCAAUGAAAAAUUAAAUAAGUAGCCAAAUAAUUACAAAAGCGCAAUGCAACAAUUACUCAGGAUAAUUAACUAGUAAAUUAAAUAAAUGUAAAAGUAAUAUUUUGCAACAUGUAGAUCAUAUUACAAAAAAAUAUGAAUGAUUUAAACAAAACCAUAUCAACUGUUCCUGAAACAACAGUCGAUGCAUGAGGAAGACAAUUUAAAAUAUAACCAUUCAACCAUCAAGAUAGGAAUGACUUCAAAUACCAGGAUAAAAGUUAUAAUGCGUAUAUCCAGAUACGAUUUGUUCGCCAAAGAAAUAUUUAAGGUGAGGUUAGGAGGCCAUGUUAAUGACGCCAAUCGGAUCGUAUCGGACGUCGUCUCGCAAUCGAAAAUUAGAAAACAAAUCAAAUGUCUACGUUCCAAAAGAAAUCAAAAGAAAGCAUCGCAACUUUUUCUUCGCUCGAAGCGAGCUCUGCUAUUGGAUGUCGGACGUCGUGCGCGCGGUAUGAUUGCUACAUGAUGCAUCCGCGCUAGCUGAGGUCGCGCCAGGUGGCGCGCCGACACGGCCAAGAGUGCCUCCCAUUGGUCGGCGAUGUUUGAGAUAACAUGGCGGCGAUCGGCGCGUGAUUCGUUCCUAAACGCGGUCAGUAGGUUACGCAACCUCGCGACGUGUGCGUCGUCGUCGUCGUCGUUGUUGUUCAGCGGCAGCGCUUCGGGUCGAUUUGACGGUGACGGAGGUGCGGUCGACCGUCGAUGCGGCGACGAGUGGCGAGCGCGCAAAAUGGCGCCCACGCGUGUAAUCCUGAUGUCGUGCGGCAGCUAUAACCCACCGACGAUUAUGCAUCUGCGGAUGUUUGAAAUAGCUCGAGAUCAUCUGCAUCGGAUGGGAACGCAUGUCGUCGUUGGUGGAGUAAUCUCCCCGGUGCACGAUGCUUACGCUAAGAAGGAAUUGGCCAGUGCUACCCACAGAUGUGCAAUGCUUCGCCUGGCGUUGCAGAAUAGCAACUGGAUUCGGCUGAGCACAUGGGAGACUGGGCAGAACUGCUGGACCAAGACCCGCAUAUGCUUGCAGCACCAUCAAAAUCUGCUCAACUCCAUACUGUCGAAUUCCAAUGACAUCAAGCAUCACCUGCAGAUAGAAGAUACAGAUUGGAUUCCGGAGAAUGUGAAGAACAGCUCGGACAAUACGCCGAUACAAAUUAAAUUGCUGUGCGGAGCAGAUCUUCUGGAGAGCUUCGGCAUUUGUGGACUUUGGCUGGAAGAAGAUAUUGAUGCAAUCGUCGGCGAGCAUGGUCUUGUGGUCAUUACCAGAGAAGGUUCCAAUCCCAACAAGUUUAUCUAUGACUCAGAUGUCCUCUCCAAGCACAUGAACAAUAUUUGCAUCGUAACCGAAUGGAUCCCGAACGAAGUUAGCUCGACAAAAAUCAGACGAGCUCUGAAACGCGGUGAGAGCAUCAAGUAUCUACUACAGGACUCCGUCAUCGAUUAUAUCUACAAGCAUGAAAUCUACGAUGCGAGAAUGCCAGACACGACAAUUAAGUUGGAAUUGCCGUCACCGAAUGCGAACAAUUACCUACACCUUGAUCCCCGAUACCUAAGCGCAUUGCUUAUGACGCCGUCGCCCAGCGAUGUAACCAUGGGCUCGCCGAGCCCGGUCGAGAUCGCCGCGUCUGUCGAUGUGCCGGACGCGGUGGUGCUGCGCAAAAACCUGCAAAAUGCCGCGGGUAACGGUGGCGGGCUCGACGAGAUUCGCGAGCAAUUUGUUAGCAUGAUCAGCAACAACGCCGACAACGGCAACGUCAAGCAUAUAUCUAGGGUCGCGUAUCCCGGUCAGGCGAAACAGAUCAUCGCCAGCGCAACCGGCGUUGCGCGAAUCGUAGACGAGGUAGGUGCGCUUGACGAGGCGAUGACGAGAUCCCAGCCUGGUCCUUCGUCAGAAGACGGUCGUAGAUCGACGGUAGACGAUGCCGCGGGUAAAGCUAGUAUUGGACAGAGAGAGGUCUCGGAUCUCAGAUCCAGGACGGAAAUCAUUGAUGUGGACUUAGGUUUGAAUGACGAUCACGAGAUAAUAGUAAAAUUUUCCUCAAGCUCUAACGAAUUGGCGUCGGGUGAGGAUCGUAGGUUGACAAUGGACAGUAUUACAAGGGAUAAAGAAGCGUCAAGUCUGAGAUCUAAGGCAGAAAUUGUUGAUGUAGAUUUAGGUUCGAGCGAGAUAACGAAAGUUCAACCCGGCCAGUCAAGUUCUGGUGAAACCGUGCCACGAGAAUGUUCUAGGUCAACAAUAAAAAGUGCAGUAAAGGGUAAAACUGAGAUUGGGCAGAAAGAGGCCUUGGAUUUGAGAUCUAAGAUGGAAAUUGCUGAUGUAGAUUUAGAUUCGAAUAACGAUCGCGAAUCAACAACGAAGGUUCAGCCUAGCGAGUCGAGCUCUGGCGAACUUCGAUUGGGCGAGUGUUGCUGGCCGACAAGAGAAGGCGCCGCGAAUGAUGAGGCUCGCGAUAAAAAAGUCAUUUCCGAGAAAAAAAUAAUCGGUGUAGAGUUAGGUUUAGACGAUAAGAACGCGCUGAAAGAAAGACGUAGGUCUAUGGUGGAAGCAAUCAAGCAUGACGAAGUAAAUUCGGAUCAGUCUAGAUUCAGCAGGAUUGGAUCGGAAAAGAGUUCCAAGUCAAUGGUAAAAAGUGUUGUAGACGUUACCGACAAAGAAAUAGUUAACGUAGAAUUUACCGAUGUUGUUAAAGUUCAGCCUGUUCACUCCAGCCAUGGCAUACUUACGUUAAAGGAUGACCGUAGGUUAAUGAUAGAAAAACUUACAAACGAGCUUAAAAUAAAGCUUGAAGAGGAAAAAAAUAAGUCUAAGGGAAAUUUACAGGUAGAUAAGGUAGGUAAAGACGAUGCAGAACAAACUGAGCUUAGUGUGAAGAGUAACGUCAAAAUCGACAUGGGAAUUGACUCCAGAAAAGAAGCAGCCGAUUUCAAAUCAGAUAGAAUUAAAUAUCUAGACGCCAAGGCGACAGCUUCGUCGCUUAACGUCUCGAUGACGUCACUGGACGGUCGCCACGAGUGUGCUCUGUCCGAUUUCAGCGUAGACAAGGAAGAUUAUCGCCUUAGCCAAUAUGGUUCCGACGAGGAUGAGGAAGAAUAUAAGAAACCUGUAUAUACUGCCAGAUUGAAUUUAACGAAAUACGCUGACGGUCAAAUAGAAGAUGUAACGAAUAACAUAGCUGAUUCUGUAAACGAUCACGAGAGCGAUAAUCGCGUAAAGUCUUCCGAAGGAACAGAUCAAAUGAAGUAUAUCGUAGAAGAAUCACUUACGGUGGCAGAUGUAGGCGAUAAGGAUAAUAAUCUUGAAGUUAGAGAACGGACAGAAGAAAUAUUCAAGAUGUUGCGAGAAACAGGCAGAACGGAAAAGGGAUCGGAAUUGGACGCGCAUUCCUCGGACAAACGGAUGACAUCUUGCGAUUCGAGUCUUGAGAUAGACGGCAAGUAUUUGAAAUCGAUCGUGAACUCCCGUAAGAGUCCGAGGAAGAUCAGAGAUGAUCGCGACGUCGAGGUCAAGGAGCAAUAUCGAUUCACCGACGAUUCACAGGCGCUUCAAUCUGAAGCAUUUCAAAGUUCUUCCACGAAGAUGAAGAGUUUCGAGAGAGUCAAGGAAGAACAGAUUUACAAUGUAGAUGUUGAUAUCGACGAGAAAGGGCGGAUUAAGGAUCGAGGAUCGCGUGCAGAAAAAGUCUUCCAAGACUCUUCAAGAUCAUCUUCCACGAAAACAAGAAGUCCCAGAAAAAUCGAGCAGCUUCAAACCGACGAGAGUGAACGCGAAAUGAAGGAUCAUGAUAAAUCUAUUAGUGAUCGAGAGACUCCACGAUCUAGGAAGGGAUCUCAAAAAUCUUUGAAAACAUCUAAAAGUGCAAAAAGUCCUAAAAAGAAAGGUCACAUCUUUUAUACAAGCGAAGAUAUGAAAAAUUACGAUCGAGCUGUCAAUGAUCGCGUUAUCACUCAACUGGAGGAAGUCUUUCUGGAUUCUUCAAAGAAACCCUCGAAAACGGAAAGUCCUAAAAAAGAUUCCGAGAGCGAAUUGAAGAAGCAAAGUCGGCAUGCUGAUAAUCGAGAGACGUCGCGAACCGAAGAACCCUCUCAGCAUCCUUCGAGGACGUCUUCCACGAAGAGCCUGAAGAAGACUCAAACACAAAAGGCUGUGAAAAUGAGCGAUAACAAAGAACAACAAGCACAAGAAGCAAUAAAAACGACAAAGGACGCUGAUAACAAAACCAAGUGCGACUUCAACGAGAUCAAGGACGUGUAUACGAGGAAGGUGCGACGUUACAACGUGCCACUUCAGGGCAGCUUAGACUCGAUGAUCGUGUCCGAGGAAACAUCCGCGCAGAAGCCGAAGAAGGACGACGCGUUCUCGAAGAAGUCGAAGAGCUACGAGUCGAUCAAGCGCAUCCAGGAGGUGUUUCUGGGCGUGCCGCCGACGAAGGCGAACAGCAGUGGCUCGCAACUCGACAUCCCGGACGAGUUCUGCUCGAUCUGCUGUUACAUGAAUGAGAUCACCUUCCGGACGGAGGAGGAAGUGAGCAGCCCGAAUCAGGAGACGUUCUACACGCUCAGAUCGACCUGCAGCUCGCUGGCCGACGACGACGACGACGACUCCAUCGAGUGCGAUAUCUGCGGUUCGCUCAAUCUCCAGGAAUCCGCCGACGAUCUCGACGGCAAGAUUCAGGAGAUUCCCUGCGAGCUCUGUAAGAUCUGUGGCGAGGUAGAUGGCAGUUAUGAUCAGGAUUCCGCAUUGCCGGCGGACAGGUAUACUUACAAAAUGAUCGAGCCGCAUCAUGACGACGACGACAGUUUCGAGAUUGAGAACUGCGGCUUUCAGAGCGGCACAGAAUCGGCCGACGAUCGGAGCAGGAUCUCUGAUAAAGAGAAAGUCACGGAUCUCGGAAGACCGAAGUCACAGACCCUGUUCAUCCACGGCUCCUCGAUGAACAGGGACCAGCCGCGCGAGCUGUACUUCAUACCCAAAGAUGAAAUCGCCAUUUUGACGAGCGGAGCCAGGAAGGUCAAUCGUAAAGGCUCCUUGUUCAGGAAAAAGGAGGAUUCCGGCGGAAGAGAUAAGAGACGAUACUCUUCGGUGGAUAGUCUUCAACUGGCAAAGAUGUCCGCGAAGGCGAGCGAUAAGGUGCUCAAGGUCGCGAAGAAUACAACGCUGAUUGGAUCGGCUGAUAAUCUGCAAGACUCGAGAAGAUCAAAAUCUUUGCAGAGAUCGGCCGACGAUGUGGAUCGUCUAAAUAAGUCCACUGACAAUCUGAACUCGCAGAAAGAAAAUCUGGAAAAUCUGGAAAAGGAAAAUGAUGCUGAAGACUCAACUCAGAAACUAAACACUCGGGACAAGGAGGAGGUGAAGAUGAUUCUGACGCAGCACGGAAUCAAGAUUAUCAGCGAGAAGGAGACUGCUUUAUAAUCAGAAUUGGCAAUGGGACACUGAAGUCCCAUUCUGUGCAGCGGGGACAUUAGGAAUUAUACGAAA
This is a messenger RNA of Wasmannia auropunctata (little fire ant), 9675 nucleotides long. RefSeq lists its product as uncharacterized. The transcript has 8 exons. Gene Ontology annotation, molecular function: nicotinamide-nucleotide adenylyltransferase activity; nicotinate-nucleotide adenylyltransferase activity. Gene Ontology annotation, biological process: NAD+ biosynthetic process. Lineage: Eukaryota; Metazoa; Arthropoda; Insecta; Hymenoptera; Formicidae. The coding region runs from base 4747 to 9609 and encodes 1620 amino acids. The record is from RefSeq and is a predicted model, not a curated record.